Diversispora eburnea is the source of this 684-nucleotide messenger RNA. The record is from the annotation of a GenBank genome assembly. Lineage: Eukaryota; Fungi; Glomeromycota; Glomeromycetes; Diversisporales; Diversisporaceae.
AUGAUUCUUUCUUUUGAUCUAGAAGAAGAAAUGGGAGAAAACCGUGCAGCAUAUCGAAGUUAUGGAGUUUACUUUGCCGUUGCUUAUGAAAUUAAUAAUCGUAUUAGUCAAAUAUUGCGUCUACUUAGUCUUGCAUUUUUGCUUAUUUAUCAAAAUUCUGGGGACCAUGGUUUCUUCAAUGGUUUCAAAAAAGGUAUCUCAAAAAAGUUAGGAGAACGUGAAACUAGUGAAAAUGUCGAUGAUGUUGAAUUCCAAAAAAAACGUGAGACUAUUGAAAUUGUUGAGGAUGUUGAAGUUGCUCAGAGUGUUGAGGAUGUUCGAAACGCCCAGAAUGUUCAGAAUGUUCAAAGUUUCUUCAACGGUGUCAAAAAAAGUAUCUCAAAAAAAUUUGAAAAAAAGCGUGAACCAAGCGAAAAUGUUGAGGAUAUUGAAGUGGCUCAGAAUGUUCAUAGUUUCUUCGAUGGUUUAAAAAAAGGUAUCUCAAAAAAGUUCGAAAAAAAACUGGAAACUGGUGAAAUUAUUGAGGAUACUGAAAUUGUUGAUGAUGUUGAAACUAUUGAGGAUGUUGAAAUUGUUAAGGAUGUUGAAGUUGUUGAGGAUGUUGGAACAGGCGGGUAUCAUGAAGUACGAGAAGAUUUUGACACGAAUGAAAUUCUCGAAUAUGAAGAUGAAGAAUUGGAAUAA